Zychaea mexicana is the source of this 512-nucleotide messenger RNA. RefSeq lists its product as uncharacterized. The record is from RefSeq and is a predicted model, not a curated record. The transcript is spliced from 2 exons. Bases 152 to 379 code for a protein of 75 amino acids. Lineage: Eukaryota; Fungi; Mucoromycota; Mucoromycetes; Mucorales; Lichtheimiaceae.
UGCAGUUCGAUAAGCAAUAGAGUAUAUAUACCAUCCCAUCCUCACAUAUACGUUUUGCUAAAUACACUAUACUUACUUUAUGCUAUUACUAGUUUCACGAAUACCUGCUGCUUGUGUGCUGUCAAAGAGAUAGCUUCUUCUACAUUAACAUAUGCAAUUUGGCGUAAAACAUAUUAUUGGAUGCAGCAAAAGCAACGGCCUUUUUUCUUUCUCCUCUUUCUUACUGUCGCUCUCUCUCUCUCUGUCUCUUGGACGCAUAUACAUGUUGACUGUAGUAUGUGCAUACGAACAGAAGCAUGCCAAUGCAAAAAAUCAAGUUGUACCUGUUACAUUUGUCCGCAGCUGCAGAGAAGACGAUGAUGGUUCCCAUGACAAAUAACAUAAGCGCCACACUUCGAUCUAUCAUCACUAGGCAACAAAAGCACAUCAAUUGGCAAAAAAAAAACACUUGUUUUCUACUUUGGGUAGUUUUAGUGAUUUUCCUUUUUCCCCCAUCACAUACAGUACGCUUU